AUGAAAGCGAUGGGAUCACCCUGGUGUACUGUGAUGCAUGUGGCCGGGAGGGGAGGGCUGGAUGGCGUGAGAGUACGAAGAAAAGGCAGGGGACGGCCGGGAAUCGAACCCGGGCCUCCUGAUCGCCGGUCUGGUGUGCUACCGUUGGACCACCGAAUCGAGGUCUACCUUUCCCAUGCACCAUCAUCAAGUCGCGUCAUUAAGGCUGUGGUGAUGUCUGAUGUUCGUCGUCUAGCCCUUGCUUCUGAAAGUUCAUCCAGCAGUAUCGUGAAGAAGGCAACAGAAGACAUCUCCAUCAUCGCCACUCCUGCUCUCUCCUCCAAUGCUGCAUUGUCGCAGAUAGGGGGUAUUGACACAAGCAGUGUGAAAAAGCCUGUAGAUGGUGCAGGUGAUUCCAAGUUGGCAGAUGAUUCCAACAUAUGCCAAUGUAUCAAUGGAACCCUAGAGAUCCAUCAUGAAGAAUUUGGAGAAGUGCCCAGUCAGAUCUCGAUCAACUUAUGGCGAAAACGCAUUGCAUCCAAUUGGGAUGAAGAUGUUCGGCAAGGCUGA
This is a messenger RNA of Darwinula stevensoni, 549 nucleotides long. The record is from the annotation of a GenBank genome assembly. Lineage: Eukaryota; Metazoa; Arthropoda; Ostracoda; Podocopida; Darwinulidae.